This is a messenger RNA of Linum tenue, 1545 nucleotides long. NCBI's taxonomy places the organism in Eukaryota, Viridiplantae, Streptophyta, Magnoliopsida, Malpighiales, Linaceae. The record is from the annotation of a GenBank genome assembly.
AUGAGUCCUGCUCCGCCGCAGCGCCGCCGUCACUUCACCUGCCACCGCCACCCCACCAAGGCCGUCACCGGGUUCUGCGCCGCCUGCCUCCGCGAGCGCCUCGCCGGGAUCGACCCCGACACCCACCAGGAAACCCCCAUUACCCACCUCGCCCUCGAGCUCCGCCGCUCCAAAUCCUUCUCCAGCAGCUCCAACCCCAAUGCCUCCUCCUCCACCACUUCCACCUCCGCCACCACCAACACCACAAUCUCCGAGCCCCGCCGCCGCUCAUGCGAGGUCCGGCCCCGGAACAGCCUCUCUGAGCUCUUCCACCACGACGACGACGGUCCAACCAUCGAAUCGUACGCCAAGGCCAAAGCGAAGGCCAAGGCCGUCGUCUCCGAGCUCGAGAUGCUACGCAAGAAAUUGGGGAAAUGGCAGCUGAAGCAGAGGAAGAAGAAGGAUGAAAAGAAGCCCACCAGUGAGGAUGGCCCGGCGCCGGAUAAUGACAAGGGCAUACUGAAGAAAUUAAAGGACACGCUGACGGAAGUUGGGGAAUACGCCGGCCGGAGGAGAUCUUGCGAUGCCGAUCCCAGACACUCACUCGACCCAGGGAGAUUGUCGAUUGAAGAAUCUCGCCGGUCCUUCGACGAACCUCGAGCUUCCUGGGACGGGUACUUGAUUGGCAGAGCAUAUCCAGGGUUUACACCAUUGGUCUCCGUCGUAGAAGACGAUGUGAAGUUGGGUGUUGAUGAUAAAACCAGUGUCGAAAAUCCGACGGAGCCGAGUGGGGAUUUGAAGAAGGAAGAUGGAAGCAUCAGCCCCGGAGGAACUGCUCAGACGGUGAGCUAUUACUCCGAUCCUCAUCGCCGGAGAAGGAGCUUCGACCGGUCCGGGUCGGUCAAGAUGCCAGGUUUGGAAUUAGGAGACGAUGAGUUGAAAUCCAUAUCCAAUGCAAAGGUAUCCCCUGAAACCGUUGAUCUGUUCCAUCACGGAGCUAAAUUACUGGUGACUGAGAAAGAAUUGAGGGAUUCGAAUUGGUACUCUGUUAGAGAUUGCAAUGUAGUAGGCAACCCUGGUUCUACCCCCAAAGAUGUUGUUCAGCCUGGCGGUGGUGGUGGUGGAGAUAACAAGAAGGGCUCAAAGUUCAAGAAGUUGCCUAAAUGGCGAAACGUGUUGAGUAUGUUCGGCGGGAAUCACAAAAGCAGCAAGCCUGCAGAUGUAGAAAGCAGCAGCAGCAAUGGUAGUGGGAAAUUAGUGGUCGAUGGUAUGAUAGUUGCAGGGCCACUGGAGAAGAUGGCGAACCAGCAGAAGCUUACCGCGGGAAGCUGUAUGGUUAGUGCGAGGAAUUCGUGUGACGGUAGCAGCAUGGGCGCAAUGCAGAGGCGAGACCAGCUGAUGCUGUCCAGGAACAAGAGUGCUAGGUAUUCUCCGAGCCCAAACAGUAAUGUGGAUAACGGGCUAAUGAGAUUCUACUUGACACCGCUGCGAAAUGACAUUAGUCGGAGCAAAUCAGGGAAGAGUAGGUUGAAGAACCCCUUGUCCAUGGCCAGGAAUGUAUUGUAA